GUAUUACUCAUUAAACCUACUUCAAAACAAGACUCUCCUUCUCUGAAGUGUGAAACAAUCCAAUGGAAAAGAUGAUGCAGCCAGAGGAUCAACAAUCUCCAUGGUUAUUCUAUGAAGAGAUGAACUCAACUUUUGAUCAAGGUGUUGAGUUAUAUGGCUUCACCAUGAAUAACCAUGUUGAUUUUGAACCUUAUGGCUUCACUAUGAUGGAUGAUCAUGUUGAUGAUUGUGGACUCAAUACCCUAUUGAGUUCUCUAGAGGACACUACUUCUGAAAUAUGCUCCAUCACCUUUCCUUCCUCCCACAUAUUCCCCAAUGAUCAUGUCCAAUUCCCAAUCAAUGAAGAAACCCUUUACCUUCCAACACUGAUGGAGUUGGAUGAUUUUGAUUCCAUAUUGAGUGCUCAAAUUGUUAGUUCUCAAGGUGAAAGUGAAGGGAGUUUCUUCCCUUCACAGAAUUUAUCCUCCAGUGAGGUGGAAAAUGAUGCAUGGAGUCCUGCCUUAUCUGUGAAUUCAGAAUCAUCCUCAAUUCAUACACCACCUCUGACUUUACCACAAGAACACAUGGAAAUUGACAACCAAGUGAGUCUUCCACACUUGAUGGAGGCUUGCGGAGAGGCCUUGGAGCAAGACCAGAAAGCACUGGCAGAAGUGAUUUUGAAGUGCAUGAGCCAGAAAGCUAGUCCACUUGGUGAGUCUCUAGAGCGCCUUGCAUUUUAUUUGUCUCAAGGCAUAGCAAAUCAUGGAGACUAUCUCAAAGGGGAGGCCUUCAAGAACUUUAAGCCUGCUUUGACGGCACUCUAUCAAGGAAACCCAAUCGGGAAAGUUGCUCACUUUGCAGCUAUUUCAGCAAUUGUUGAAGCCUGGCCACAAGAUUGUGAUGUUGUGCACAUAGUGGACUUUUGUAUUGGACAUGGGGAGGAAUGGCCUAUUAUGAUUGAAGCUAUUGCACACAUGCACAAAACAUUGAAAUUGACAUCAAUCAAAUUGGUUGAUCAUGAUGGCAUUGAAUAUUGUUCCACUCCAUGCAAUUUUGAGGAAACUAGAAGGCAACUAUAUGAACAUGCCAAAACUUAUGGUGUGAAGUUAGUGGUAGAGGAGAAAGGAGUGGAGGAACUUGUUGCUGAGAUUAACAAAAGGGGUCGGAGAGGAGAGUUUUUGGUCUUCAAUUGCAUGAUUGACCUUCCACACAUGGGAAGACUAAGAAGUAGAAGACAUGCCUUAGAGUUUCUAAGGGUAGCUGAGGAUUUGAUCAAUAGCUCUGGCAACAGGGGAAUGAUCACUUUUGGGGAUGGUGGUGCUUUUGAGAAAGUGAAAAAUUGCUUGAAUUUCAAGUCAUUUUUUGAUGGACAUUUGGUGCAUUACCAAGCCUUGUUGGAGUCUGUUGAAUCACAUUUUCCAUCUCAUUUCUUAGAAGCAAGACUUACAAUGGAGCAAUUAUUUUUGCAACCUUGUAUUUCUUCUCUUGAUUGGUUGCAAACAUGGGAGGAAAUGAAAAGGGAUUGCCAUGUUGAGGCAAAGAUUAGCUUAGAGGGUUGUAGAUUGGGCAAAAAUGUUUUGAUGGAAAUCAGAGAAGUGUUGAGAGGAAGUGAAGGUUCCUAUCAGACCAGGAUUGAAGAAGAAUAUGACAAUGAACUGGUUUUGGAGUAUAAAGGAACUCAACUAUUAAGAUUUUCAACUUGGAAAAAAAACUAAGCUAGAUGGUUACUUUUUUGUGUGUGUAUAAGUCAGAAUUACACAAUCAGAAGGUAGUAGUUAUUAUAAUUUGAUUUGUACAGAUUCAUGCUCAUAUGUACCCUUAAACACAUUAUAUAAAGAAGUUCAUUCUUUUUUCCCAUGAUA
Molecule: messenger RNA, 1841 nt
Organism: Cajanus cajan (pigeon pea)
Lineage: Eukaryota; Viridiplantae; Streptophyta; Magnoliopsida; Fabales; Fabaceae
Product: protein NODULATION SIGNALING PATHWAY 2
Source: RefSeq, a predicted model, not a curated record